Molecule: messenger RNA, 1133 nt
Organism: Pocillopora meandrina
Lineage: Eukaryota; Metazoa; Cnidaria; Anthozoa; Scleractinia; Pocilloporidae
Source: the annotation of a GenBank genome assembly
AUGCAAAGACUUACAUGGCUGCAGUCAAAACUCCAGGCGCAGCUCCAGUUGCAUGCUCAGUGGACAUCACUCACCAUCCAAAAUGAGCUACUUGCAAUAGUGUCAGACCUUGUGCUUGAGAGAAUCACGACAAAAGUAAGGAAGAGUGGCUACUUUGGGAUCAUCAUGGAUGAAACUUCAGACGUCAGUAGAACCGAAGAGGUAUCCUAGUGCCUCAGGUACGUUAUCAAUGGUGAGACAAAAGAAAUUUCGUUGGUUUCUUUGCCACUGCUUCUACCGAGGGAGGAGUUCUGUACAAACUCGCAAAAAUAGCCAUAAAUAGGCUGGAUUUAAGGUUGGAAAACAGUAUUGCCGAAUGCUUUGAUGGCGCUGCGAACAUGAGUGGGAUUUGCAAGGGCCUUGCUACGCGUAUGAAGGAAUGUUCACCUCUCGGAAUAUGUGUACAUUGUUAUGGUCAUCUUUUAAAUUUGGCUCUUAAGGACACCAUGACUGAAAUUGAAACUCUCCGUAAUGCCCUCGGUACUGUCCAGAGUCUUUACAAUUUCUUACACGGGAGUACCAAGUGCCAUGCGUUAUUCAAGGACAUUGAAGUUCAUGAAGAGGAUGUUGCGCUUACAUUAAAAUCUUUAAGUACCACUAGAUGGUCCUGUCGCUGGGCAGCGGUCACUUUAUCAAAGGAUCGCGAUCCCAAGACCCACAAUGAAAGUAAUUCGCUUCUCCACUCAUUUUGUGACUUUGAGUUUGUUUAUGGCUUAAUGUUUUUGAAGCUCAUCUUAUCAAACACUGAUAAUUUGUGUAGAUAUCUACAGGGAAAACAGAUGGAUGUCAUCACUGCCAAGAAGACUGCUGAUGCUGUCGUUAAGACACUGAGCAAUUGUCGCAAUGAAGAGAGCUUCACUCAGAUGUGGUCACAUGCUGAUGUUAUAGCGCAAAAAAUCAGAAUAGGAAUCGAGGGUACAAAAUUUACCUUCAGAGAUGCCAAGGUGCCUCAAACCAGACCAUCACGCCGACGUCAGGGCCUUACUGACGAGACACCUGCUGCAGCGAAUGACAGCUCACAACAGACGGCAAAAGACCACUUUCGUAUCACAGUUUAUUACACAAGUAUUGACAAAGUCGUCAGUGAACUUUAA